AUGUCUUAUAUCGUUAUUGAACGCAACGGUCUGGUGACAAGAUUAUUCGUAUUGUUGAUGUUGGAAGUGGUCCUAACACUUGCCCCGAUUUUUAUCUUCUGUUGUUUUGAGUAUCGAGCAUCGAAGAAGAAGAAGUCUAAGAAUCUGAAUAUCUCAAAAUCUCGGAAUCUCAGAAUCUCAGAAGCUCAGAAUCUCAGAAUCUCAGAAACCCAAGAAUCUCAGAACCCAAGAAUCUCAGAACCCAAGAAUCUCAGAACCCAAGAAUCUCGGAAUCAGAAUCUCAGAACCCAAGAAUCUCAGAAUAUCGAAAUCCCGGAAUCUCAGAAUCUCAGAAUCUCAGAAUCUCAGAACCCAAGAAUCUCAGAACCCAAGAAUCUCAGAACCCAAGAAUCUCAGAACCCAAGAAUCUCAGAACCCAAGAAUCUCGGAAUCUCAGAAUCUCAGAACCCAAGAAUCUCGGAAUCUCAGAAUCUCAGAACCUAUCAUUCAUGUGUCUAG
Molecule: messenger RNA, 498 nt
Organism: Caenorhabditis briggsae
Lineage: Eukaryota; Metazoa; Nematoda; Chromadorea; Rhabditida; Rhabditidae
Exons: 2
Coding region: 1-498 (165 amino acids)
Source: RefSeq, a predicted model, not a curated record